Molecule: messenger RNA, 2951 nt
Organism: Oncorhynchus masou masou (cherry salmon)
Lineage: Eukaryota; Metazoa; Chordata; Actinopteri; Salmoniformes; Salmonidae
Product: transmembrane protein 98-like
Exons: 8
Coding region: 275-1021 (248 amino acids)
Cellular component (GO): endoplasmic reticulum
Source: RefSeq, a predicted model, not a curated record
ACUUCCAUCACUACUCACUCAACGGCUGCCUGCUCAGUGCUCAGCCGUUCACGUAUGGCCUGUGCGCGUUCCCGUUUUGGAGAGAUCGGUGCCAUCUCCGCUCGCCUUGAGGAAAAGGUGCUUUGUUUCUCAAAGCUAUAAUUCAAGAAAACGGACAAAAUGUAUAGAUGAGCGACCAGCCAUAAUCACCAAGCCCAGACAACCAGAACCCUGGUCAGAACACCUUUCUCUCCCCCUGUUGCCGACUGCCGACGCCCUGGGACCCGUCGUCGCCAUGGAGACGGUGGUGAUCGUGGCCAUUGGGGUGCUGGCCACCAUCUUCCUGGCCUCCUUCAUUGCCCUGGUGGUGGUGUGUCGACACCGCUACUGCCACCCCCACCACCUGCUGCACCACUUCAACUCCAAGCCCAAUGGACUGACCUGCUGGUUUGAAGCUAUAAGUCUAUGGAUUGAACAGAGCGACUUCACAGCACUAAGACCCAGUGUUGACCUGAUCGGUGCCAUGGAGACCCAGAGUGAGCCGUCUGAGCUGGAGCUGGACGACGUGGUCAUCACCAACCCUCACAUCGAGGCCAUCCUGGAGAACGAGGACUGGAUCGAGGACGCCUCUGGAUUGGUUUCACAUUGUAUCUCCAUCUUAAAGAUCUGCCACACCCUGACUGAAAAGCUGGUUGCCAUGACAAUGGGCUCAGGCGCUAAGGUGAAAGCCCCAGCCAGCCUCAGUGACAUCAUCACUGUGGCUAAACGCAUCAGUCCGAGGGUGGAUGACGUUGUGCGGUCAAUGUACCCUCCCCUGGACCCCAUACUUCUUGAUGCCAGGGCCACCGCCCUCCUCCUGUCAGUCAGUCACCUGGUGCUGGUGACGCGCAACGCCUGUCACAUGUCUGGCAGCAUGGACUGGAUCGACCAAUCACUGCACGCCGCUGAGGAUCACAUGGUGGUGCUGCGGGAGGCGGCGCUAGCGUCUGAACCGGAACGGAGUCUACCUGGAAUAGACGUGCAGAGAGAGCAGGCUAUCUAGAACACACAGACAUGUACAUACACACAUGGACCCACCCAUUCACAUAGGCAAGCAGGCACAUACACUCCUUCUCAUAUAUAUCAAAUAGACACAUUAAUGCACAUCUCGGGCACAUUCUCACGCAUACACAAUGCUUGAUAAAUACACAAUUUUAAAAACUCAACACAUUCCCAAAACACACAUUCCCAAUGAUCUUUCUCACUGUUGUUCUGUGGUGAUUUACAUACAGAUGGGUUGCUAGAUAAUAGAAAAGAGCUGGUUUUAGAAAAGGAUGGGUUGCCAGAUCCUUGUGCUAUUUUGCUCUUGAUCCUUUCACUUUUACCAUGUUUCUGGUUUUGUAUAUAGUUAUGUAUAACCAUAAUGUAUGUUAUGAUUAGGAUUUAUAUAGAUUUUAUGUUACACUCUCAGACUCAGAUUGUAUUGUAAGUGGAGAGCUCACUGAGACAGGCUUGUGUGUAGUUGUUGCCAUGGAUGACUGCCCCCUUGACAUUCCUUCCUGGGCGUCUUCCAUCUCCCAGCGGUGAGCUAUAAUCCACCCCGUUAGGAGUGCACAGUCACAUGGAAGCUUACAUUUAGUCAGACUAAUCCAUGUGGGGGGAAACCCUGGACACCCAAUAGGACCAACGGCCUGGGAAAUACAUGCACACCUACUCAGAGCAAUACACUCUUACUCAGAGCAAUACACUCUUACUCAGAGCAAUACACUCUUACUCAGAGCAAUACACUCUUAGUCAGAGCAAUACACUCUUAGUCAGAGCAAUACACUCUUAGUCAGAGCAAUACACUCUUAGUCAGAGCAAUACACUCUUACUUAGAGCAAUACACUCUUACUCAGAGCAAUACACUCUUAGUCAGAGCAAUACACACCUACUCAGAGCAAUACACUCUUACUCAGAGCAAUACACUCUUAGUCAGAGCAAUACACUCUUAGUCAGAGCAAUACACUCUUAGUCAGAGCAAUACACUCUUACUCAGAGCAAUACACUCUUACUCAGAGCAAUACACUCUUACUCAGAGCAAUACACUCUUACUCGGAGCAAUACACUCUUACUCGGAGCAAUACACUCUUAGUCAGAGCAAUACACUCUUAGUCAGAGCAAUACACUCUUACUCAGAGCAAUACACUCUUACUCAGAGCAGUGCACUCUUACUCAGAGCAGUACACUCUUACUCAGAGCAGUACACUCUUACUCAGAGCAAUACACUGCUUACUCAGAUCAAUACACUGCUACUCAGAUCAAUACACUGCUACUCAGAUCAAUACACUGCUACUCAAAUCAAUACACUGCUACUCAUAUCAAUACACUACUACUCAGAGCAAUACACUCUUACUUAGACAAAUACACUCUUACUUAGAGCAAUACACUGCUACUCAGAGAAAUACACUGGUACUCAGAGAAAUACACUGCUACUCAGAGCAAUACACUGCUACUUAGAGCAAUACACUGCUACUUAGAGCAAUACACUGCUACUUAGAGCAAUACACUGCUACUUAGAGCAAUACACUGCUACUUAGAGCAAUACACUGCUACUUAGAGCAAUACACUCUUACUUAGAGAAAUACACUGCUACUCAGAGCAAUACACUGCUACUUAGAACCCGGAGUCAAAUAAUUCAAGCUCUGAAAUUCAGUCUAAGAGAAGACUGCCAGUAUAACUGCAGCCUACAUCAGAUAAGCAGAGCUCUGUGAUGGAAUGAUAUUGAUUGAGAUGAAACAUGAAAAAAGUGGCCACUCCUUUAUUUUCCUGGUUUCCGUGGUUUUAUUACAAUUGAUUGCUUUUGUAUGUAUGUAAGCUCUCCUGUGUUUUCUCCUCCCCACCCACCGUUCGUUGGUGAUGUUUCCUUAUCUCCUGCCUUUUUCACCUUUCUCUUUUUUUCCCCCUACAUUGAUUUGUACAGGUAAAUUAAAGUUUCAUAGGAAAAUGUGUAA